Arabidopsis thaliana (thale cress) is the source of this 1314-nucleotide messenger RNA. RefSeq names its product chlorophyll A/B-binding protein 2 (gene CAB2). NCBI's taxonomy places the organism in Eukaryota, Viridiplantae, Streptophyta, Magnoliopsida, Brassicales, Brassicaceae. Gene Ontology annotation, cellular component: chloroplast thylakoid membrane; membrane. Gene Ontology annotation, biological process: photosynthesis, light harvesting. The transcript has a single exon. Bases 78 to 881 code for a protein of 267 amino acids. The record is from RefSeq and is marked reviewed.
CAACACUAUCGAACCAGUUUUAAUCACUCUCACUCACAAGUUAGUCAUAAAAAAAAAAAAAACACAAAAAAGUUUCAAUGGCCGCCUCAACAAUGGCUCUCUCCUCCCCUGCUUUCGCCGGAAAGGCUGUGAACCUUUCCCCUGCGGCAUCAGAAGUCCUUGGAAGCGGCCGUGUGACAAUGAGGAAGACUGUUGCCAAGCCAAAGGGUCCAUCAGGCAGCCCAUGGUACGGAUCCGACCGAGUCAAGUACUUGGGUCCAUUCUCUGGCGAGUCACCCAGCUACCUUACCGGAGAGUUCCCUGGAGACUACGGAUGGGACACAGCUGGUCUAUCCGCUGACCCCGAGACAUUCGCAAGGAACCGUGAGCUAGAAGUUAUCCACAGCAGGUGGGCCAUGCUCGGAGCCCUAGGCUGCGUCUUCCCUGAGCUUUUGGCCAGGAACGGAGUCAAGUUUGGAGAGGCAGUUUGGUUCAAGGCUGGUUCACAGAUCUUCAGCGAUGGAGGGCUCGAUUACUUGGGAAACCCUAGCUUGGUUCACGCUCAGAGCAUUUUGGCCAUUUGGGCCACACAAGUUAUUUUGAUGGGAGCCGUUGAAGGUUACAGAGUCGCAGGAAAUGGGCCAUUGGGAGAGGCCGAGGACUUGCUUUACCCCGGUGGCAGUUUCGACCCAUUGGGUUUGGCUACCGACCCAGAGGCCUUCGCUGAGUUGAAGGUAAAGGAGCUCAAGAACGGAAGAUUGGCUAUGUUCUCUAUGUUUGGAUUCUUCGUUCAAGCCAUCGUCACUGGUAAGGGACCGAUAGAGAACCUUGCUGACCAUUUGGCCGAUCCAGUCAACAACAACGCUUGGGCCUUUGCCACCAACUUUGUUCCCGGAAAGUGAGCCAAGUUCUAUCUGUUUGUAAUUUACUUUUCUUUCAAUCUUUUGAAUUCGAGUGAGAGACAGGAGGAGAAAGAGUAGGUUUGUGUUUGUGGUGGAUGGUAGAGACUUUCAGAUGUAAAUUUGCAAAGACUUUGUAUGAUUUGUCAUUAAUCAAAUAACUCAUUGUUCUCUAAAUAUGUUUCGUAGAACUAUAAUUGAAUUGGAUUUUCAGUUCUUGGGUUCACUCCGUUGUAGAGGCUAUUUCUACAAUCGAGCAACGUGAUUGAACAUAUUAAGGCAAUGGGUACAAAGAUUAUGUUCUUUUCAAAUCAAGAGAAAAUGUGAUUCUCGGAUGUUAGCUUGAACAACACGAAAGAGUCUUUUAUAUAAGUUUUUUAUAUUCCCUUGAUUUAACUUGUAUAUCGUCUCUUCACAAAAUAUGAUCGCAUUGAAG